This is a messenger RNA of Purpureocillium lilacinum, 1467 nucleotides long. RefSeq lists its product as uncharacterized. The record is from RefSeq and is a predicted model, not a curated record. Gene Ontology annotation, biological process: amino acid transmembrane transport. NCBI's taxonomy places the organism in Eukaryota, Fungi, Ascomycota, Sordariomycetes, Hypocreales, Ophiocordycipitaceae. Gene Ontology annotation, molecular function: L-amino acid transmembrane transporter activity.
AUGUUGUUCAAAAAGCACAAGGCAGCUCUCGCGGAGCAACACCGCGCCGCGGUCCCCAACGAAAAGGACACCUCCUCUCUCGACGACGCUUCCCUCCCGCGCGAGGCCCCCGGCGUCCUCGUCGCCGACGACAACGGCACCGCCGCUCCCCCCGCCAACAUCUUCGACGACGGCAGCAACGGCAAGACCUACCGCACGCUCACGCGGUGGGACACGAUCCUCGUGCUCGUCACCAACCAAGUCGGGCUGGGCAUCCUCUCGCUGCCCAAGAUCCUGCUGACGCUGGGCCUCGUGCCGGGCGUCAUCGCCAUCCUGGGCCUCGGCGUCGUCUCCUUCUACACGGCGUUCGAGCUGCUGCAGUUCUGGCGCGCGCACCCGCACUGCGUCAACAUGGUGGACAUGGCGCGCGUAGUGGGCGGGCGCCCGCUCGAGGUCAUCGUGGGCGUGUCCCUGCUCGUCAAGAUCUGCAUGACGUGCGGCAGCGCCACCGUCACCAUCGCCGUGGCGCUCAACACCAUGUCGGGCCACGCGCUGUGCACCGUCGGGUUCGCGGGCGUGGCCGCCAUCGCGUGCUGGCUGCUGUGCCUGCCGCGCACCUUCAAGUUCGUGUCGCAGACGGGCGUGCCCUCCACCGUGAGCAUCCUCGCGGCGGUGCUCAUCGUCAUCAUCAGCCUGGGCGUCGCGGGCGCGCCCAAGAACGCGCCGCCAGGGUGGGAUAAGGAGAUCGUCAUCGUGGGGAACCCGUCGUUUCGCGAGGGCGUCGGCGCGUGCCUCAAGGUGUGCUACGCGUACGCCGGCAACGUGGGCUUCGUGUCGUACAUGGCCGAGAUGAAGGACCCGUCGCGCGACUUUGUCCCCGCGCUGAGCAUCCUGCAGGUCGCCUCCGUCAUCCUGUACCUCGUCACCGCCGUGGCCAUCUACUGUCUGUCGGGGCAGUACACGACGUCGCCCGCGCUCGGGUCAGCCCCGCUCAUCCCGGCCAAGGUCGCGUACGGCAUCGUUCUCCCGGCGCUGUUGAGUACGGGGCUGGUGUUUGGGCACACGGCCAUCAAGUACAUGUACGUCGUGGCCAUGCGCGCAAUGAAGCGGACGCAGCAGAUGACGGACAACUCGGCGAGGUCGUGGACAACCUGGGUCGUCUGUGGCACCCUGUUCUGGGGUGUGUCGUUUGUGCUCGCCAACGCGAUCCCCAUUUUCGACUCUAUCCUGUCCAUCGCGUCGGCCACGUUCAUCGCGUGGUUCACCUUUGGCAUCAGCGGCGUCUUCUGGUACCACCGCAACUGGCAGGAAAAGUUCCGCCGGCGCAACAUUUUCCUCGCCGUGGUGAAUGCGCUGCUCAUCCUGCAGUCGCUGUUCAUGAAUGGCGUGGGCCUGUGGUCGGCGGUGCAGGGACUCAUUGACAUUUUCAAUGACAAGGAGAACAAGAUUGGUGGCGCCUUUACCUGCGCGGACAAUUCCAUCUUUUAG